Messenger RNA from Clonostachys rhizophaga, 1209 nucleotides. The record is from the annotation of a GenBank genome assembly. NCBI's taxonomy places the organism in Eukaryota, Fungi, Ascomycota, Sordariomycetes, Hypocreales, Bionectriaceae.
AUGGCACUGUCCAAGCUGCGCCAACACUCGUUAAGCCUUGCCGAUCUUGUCAAACACGGCCGUCCUCCUCUUUCCGAGAAGUCACUUCUCUCCUCCGCCAACUUCACCCUCUCUCUAUUACCGAUCCGCCUCGCCCACCGACUCCAAGCCCUCCGCAACCUCCCAUACAUUGUCGUGUCGAACCCCAACAUCUCUCGUAUAUACAGCACCUACCUCAACUCGCUCUCCAUCCUCCUGCCGUACUGGCGAGCGGCAGCCGAGGGCCGUCCGAUCAACUCUCUGGAAGAAGAGAUCCGCUUCACCAACACCCUGGCCGAGCUCGUCGCCAUGCACACCGACACCAUCCCCAUCCUCGCCCGCGGGUUCCUCGAAUGCCGGCGGUACAUCUCCCCCGCCCAGGUCACCACCUUCCUCGACGAGCACCUGCGCGCCCGCAUCGGCACCCGCCUCGUCGCGGAGCAGCACAUCGCCCUCCACUUCAGCAGCCAGCCUCACUUCGACCCGGAGGCCAGCCCGACCCCCUGCCCCGAGCACCCCUCCUUCAUCGGCGUCAUCGACACCGCCCUCAAGCCCGCCACCGUGGUCGACAGCUGCGCCGGCUUCGUCGCCGACAUCUGCGAGCUCCGCUACGGCACCCGACCCCCCGUCAUCAUCGACGGCGAGCCCGACACCACCUUCGCCUCCGUCCCCAUGCACCUCGAGUACAUCGUCACCGAGAUGCUCAAGAACGCCUUCCGCGCCACCAUCGAGAACAGGUCCAGGGAGCCCGUCGUCGUCACCAUCGCCCCGGAGCCCCCCCAGCGCCUCAGCCCGGACGCCAUCCCCCACAUCACGCCGCCAGAGAGCAACCGCGGCCAGUUCCGCGCCGAGGCCAUCCUGCCCCUCGACGACAACGCCCCGGGGGUCACCAUCCGCAUCCGCGACCGCGGCGGCGGCAUCCCCCCGCAGGUCGUCCCGGACAUCUGGUCCUACUCCUUCUCCACCUUCUCAGACGACGACGAGUUCCCCGGCUCCAGCGGCUCAGACGGCCUCAGCGCCAUCGCCAACGCCGGGUCCGGUCUCAGCUCCAUUGCCGGGCUGGGGUACGGCUUACCGCUGAGCAGGGCCUACGCGGAGUAUUUUGGCGGCGGCAUCGCCGUCCAGAGCCUCUACAGAUGGGGAACGGAUGUCUAUUUACGACUGAAGGGCAUUGGCCAGAUUGACGGCUGA